AUGCAUAUGUGGAUCAUGAAGCUCAGUCUAAGAGAGCUUCGUAUUGCUCCUGAGAAGCAUCCUGUGCUUCUCACUGAGGCACCUCUCAAUCCCAAACCUAACAGAGAGAAUAUGACACAGAUCAUGUUUGAGACUUUUAGCGUUCCAGCAAUGCAUGUUGCUAUCCAGGCUAUUGUUUCUCUUUAUACUACAAGUGGUCGUACUACUGGUAUUAUGCUGGAUUCUAGUGAUGAUGUAAGUCACAUUGUCCCCAUUUAUGAGGGGCAUGCUCUGACCCUUGCCAUCCUUCGUCUGAACCUUGCUCGUCGUGACCUCACAUACUAUCUUAUGAAGAUCCUCACUGAAAGAGGUUACAUGUUCACCACAUCAGUUGUGAAGGAAACUGUCCAUCACAUGAAGAAGAAGCUUGCUUACAUGGCACUUGACUAUAAGCAGAUGCUUGAGACUGGCACUGCCAAGAACAGCUCAUCUGUUGAGAAGAACUACGAAUAA
Fraxinus pennsylvanica is the source of this 492-nucleotide messenger RNA. NCBI's taxonomy places the organism in Eukaryota, Viridiplantae, Streptophyta, Magnoliopsida, Lamiales, Oleaceae. The record is from the annotation of a GenBank genome assembly.